This is a messenger RNA of Spinacia oleracea (spinach), 952 nucleotides long. Its product is annotated as heat shock protein 21, chloroplastic. Lineage: Eukaryota; Viridiplantae; Streptophyta; Magnoliopsida; Caryophyllales; Amaranthaceae. The coding region runs from base 32 to 835 and encodes 267 amino acids. Gene Ontology annotation, biological process: response to heat. The record is from RefSeq and is a predicted model, not a curated record. The transcript is spliced from 2 exons.
UCAAGAGAAGUCUAGAAUCUUGCAAGUUGCAAUGCGCCAAUACUAUCUUACCCCAAAACCCAGAAAAACCUAUGCUUCCAGAAAUGUCUUAUUACACCAACUUCAAUCUCCUAUAAUUAUAAAUAACAUCUCAAAACUCCAUCUUCUGCAGCUCAAUUCACAGAACAAUCCUUUCACAUUAUCCAAUUUCAUUCCAAGAUUUCCAGUUAAUUCUCAAUUCAUCAAUUACAUGGCUCAAUCUCUCUCCUACUUCAUUAAUAACACACUUCCCUUUUCCAAAUCAGCAAACACUUUAUUAUCCGGGAAUUCUUGUUUUCCCCCGAAAAUCCCAGAAAUUCAGCUAAAAAGAAACAACUUCAAUGGAGGAAUCAAAGCCAUGAAAGCUGAUCCAAGGGACAAUUCUGACCAAAUGUAUAAACCUGGGUUAAAGAGGAGAGAACCUUCUGCUGCUCCUAUUGGGUUAUGGGAUAGGUUCCCAUCUGCAAGAACAGUGCAACAGAUGCUAGAUACAAUGGACAGGAUGAUGGAGCAACCAGUUGCAUACAACAGUAGCUGGCAAUCGCAACACCCCAACAAUGGAAGCGAGUAUGUAAGGGGAAGAACACCAUGGGAGAUUAAGGAAACAGAGGGUAAAAAUAGGCAAGAAAACGGUGUUGUGGAAAGUGAAGGAGACGACUGGUCUGUUAAGAGCUUUGGAAAGUACAGUAGCCGGAUUGCAUUGCCGGAAAAUAUCGAUUUUGAGAAGAUCAAAGCGGAAGUUAAAGAUGGUGUGUUGUAUAUAACGAUUCCGAAAGCGAGUAGCAUCAGCAAAGUAUUUAGUAUUAAUGUAGAAUAGUGGAAUCAGAUUGUUUUGUUUGGUUAAUAUGAAAUAUUCAAUGUAGACUGUGUAACUUGAAAUGUCGCUGCUUCUCAUGAAUAUAUAUAUUGAUGGCUCAUCUGAUAUCUUUGGAAA